This is a messenger RNA of Opisthorchis viverrini, 2416 nucleotides long. RefSeq lists its product as hypothetical. The record is from RefSeq and is a predicted model, not a curated record. Gene Ontology annotation, molecular function: GTP binding; GTPase activity. NCBI's taxonomy places the organism in Eukaryota, Metazoa, Platyhelminthes, Trematoda, Opisthorchiida, Opisthorchiidae. The transcript is spliced from 3 exons. Gene Ontology annotation, biological process: small GTPase-mediated signal transduction. Bases 119 to 1114 code for a protein of 331 amino acids.
UAGCAGUUUCUCAAUCGUCUCAGUGUUUCAAAUUCGCUGAUUCAUCUCAUUUCAAGAAUGCAUUUGCUCACUAAGAUUUACGCUUUGCUUGCAAGAUGACUGGAGGUGAAGGCCGUGGAUGAUGUCGGAAGAACCACGCAGAGUUCCGUAUAUUGUUCCAUGCAAUGGAUUGGAGGCGGACCAUCUAUCUAAGCAGCCGGUUAACAUAAAGUGUGUUUUACUGGGAGACAGUGGAGUCGGAAAAACUAGUCUUGUCGUGAGUUAUACGACUAACGAUUAUCCAUCAAAGCAUACUCCAUCGGCUUUUGACACCUUUUUCGUGGAAGUUUGCGUGGACAAUCGACUCGUGCAUUUGCAGAUCUGUGAUGCCGGUGGCGGGAACGAAGUCGCUUCUCUCCGGCAAUUUUCCUACCCCGGUGUUCACGUGCUGCUACUUUGCUUUUCUGUCGUCAAACCUUCGUCGUUCCGAUCCCUGCGGGACAAAUGGUUAGAUGAACUUUCCAACGCCCACCUCGUGUUCAACCCGGCUGCUGAGAGAUUAGUAGCCACGCGGUCGUCGACGGUUCCACCAAGUGAACGUAAAGUUCGCUCAAAAGAGCUUACGAAACACUUAUCCGCAGUUAGAUCCCGAUCGUGUGGCCCAACUCGUGGGAUAAGGCCUGAAGCCCACAGGAUUCCUGGUCCUGCAUUCCUUCUCGUUGGUUGCGCCUGUGACCUUAGAAAUGAUAUCGGCCAGUUGCUAGAAUUGUCGAAACAGGGUGAGGAACCGGUUGACAAGAAGACAGCCGAACAGCUGGCGUCACAGCUUGGGGCUGAGGCUUACAUUGAGUGUUCCGCUUUGACACAGAAAAACCUGAAGACGGUUUUUGACCUAGCAAUCUGGUGUGGACUACGAGUAGCGGAACUUGGAGGCCCUGCACAAUGUAAUCAAAUGCCAAGCUUCCGUGAAACAAAAAAUGGCUCGGUGGUUUCACCAGGUUCUUCCCGAAAAUCCACAACCAGUUCGCUUCACAACGCAUCCCAUAAUCCUCCAGGAUUUCAUCAACCCAAGGCCACCGUAGACGAUUCGAAAAUAGAUAAGCGUUUGUGGCGGAAAUUAUUCUGUAUGCAUUGAUCCUAAGUCGCAAUGAGCACGGCCACCUGAUCGCUAUGAAACAGCCCCAACGCGAGCUAUAACACGAGCUACCUAAUGACUUUCCAUGUACCGACCUUGUUUUACCAUGUAAAUUCGUGUGCUUUUAUCUAGUCUUUUUCAGCAUUAUUACCAGCGGCCUGUUUGAUUUUUCACUUGCCUUUGAUUCCUUAUCAUACCUCCUGCAGUAUAAACAGCCCCAAGCCGUACCUAAUCCUACCGGUUUUCCUUUUCCCCGUUGUCGGAGCCUUUUCCCGUACUCUUUUCUUGAUGUGGAGUAUUGUUAUAUUGUAACCCCAUUUGAAGGCUUUUUUCGCUAAUGCGGACUCCCUCCGUUUAUGCUGUCCACAUGGGUUCCCACAGACCGGAUGUAAAAAAACACAAGUAAACACUCAUUUUGUUGGUUUCUUCAGCUUACAAAAUGAAGUAAUAAAAUCCUAGUUAAUAUGAUGGUGCGUCACGAUUACUGUCCAUCAAAAAGAGCCGAUUACGUCAGAUGUAGUCCCAGCUUCGGUAUUCAUGAUUUUCUGCGUAUGGAUGACAUAGGUAAUCGCCGGAAGGGAGUGUGCAUCUCCUCUGAUGACUGUUAUCAUUGACCGCAUGGUUUCUUUGUUCGUUGGUAUAAUUUGUUGGUUCUGAAAUCGGUGUAGCACUGGACAUAAUGGAUUUAGUGGAGACUGGGCUCAGACUGUUGCCUUGCUGGGAAGUUCUGUGGAUAUUGCUCAGUUGGCCAGCCGUACCGUGCUUUUCCAUCUCUAUAUCCGGAGAAGUUGAAGAGAGUUGGUUUUCAAAGUGUGUGGAGAGCGCUUGUGCAUCAUUCUGUCUGACAAGUUGCCUCUGAUUAUUUUUUUCACCUUUUGAGUGUGUGCUUUCCGGCUUCACUUCACUUGAAUAUGAUUUGGGAUCAUAAACUUGGUAUUCAUGAAGAAGUUCCGCUACAUGAUGACUAUCCAUCAUAGCCCGUCGGCGCGCCGAGAUCGUGCUAUGUGCCUCGCAUUCUUCAUUUUCUUCACUGCAUAGUUCUGACGGCUUUCCCGCAGGAGGCUGUGCUAGUGUUGUUAGGGAUUUCUCGCGAUUCCGGGCAUAUCGGUCGCUGCUUGGUUGAUCCCAAUAGUCCACAAAAGCGGAUGCCAAUUGGGCCAAGUGGUCACGCGUGAAAUGCGAUUCUAGGUCACGUUUUCGAUAUAAAUCUGCCUGGUUACGUAUUCCUUCCAACACCCUCAUCCAUUCAGUUGACCCAUUAGAAUUAGGCUGCAAUCCAAAAUAGUUGUGGUAUUUGGCACC